Molecule: messenger RNA, 2480 nt
Organism: Archocentrus centrarchus (flier cichlid)
Lineage: Eukaryota; Metazoa; Chordata; Actinopteri; Cichliformes; Cichlidae
Product: leucine-rich repeat-containing protein 19
Biological process (GO): positive regulation of non-canonical NF-kappaB signal transduction; interleukin-8 production
Cellular component (GO): plasma membrane
Molecular function (GO): signaling receptor activity; protein binding
Source: RefSeq, a predicted model, not a curated record
CUCCAUUGCGUCACGUUUUGCCUCCAGCGCUGACAGGGUUUCAUGAAGCCGAACCACUUCCUGUUUUAUGUCUGAGUGAGACAGCUCCUGCGGAGAAGAUCGUUUCAGGUAAACAGAGGAAGGAGGAGCGCAGAGACAGGAGGACCAACCUGAGCAAUCACAAAUGAUUAGCUAGCAGCACGAGUGCACAUACAAGGUUCAAAGGUCAGUGCUGGCUGUGUGUGGGUGACAGAUGACUAAAAAUUGAUCUUGGUGUGUGCAGAAGAACAGUACAGGAUGAUGGCCUGGUGCUGGGAGCCUCUCCUCCUGCUGUGGCUGACUGCAAUAGCAGCACAAACUCCUGAGACUGAGAACAACGAUGUAGCUCUGGUAAACCUCACCAACAAGUCUCUACAAGUCGUCCCUAACAGCCAAAAUGCAAACAUUACUAAACUGCUGCUUGGAGGGAACCUAAUUACUCUGAAUGAGACGGACCAACUAGCACUAGCUAGUUAUCCCAAACUGGUAGAACUUCACUUAGAUGCCAACCGGAUCUUUGCGAUACCAGCCAGCUACUUCUCUGUGGUACCAAAGCUCAGAGUGCUGUCUCUCACCAGAAACAACAUCAGCAGCCUUGACCCUGAAGCUUUUGUCGGCCUGGCUGUCCUGACAGAGUUGGACCUGAGCCACAACCUGCUGUCAAGCCUCCCUGCACACACACUCCGUGGACUAAACAAGCUACAGAUACUGAAGCUACAAGAAAACCCUUGGAAUUGUUCCUGCCCGCUGCUGACCAUCAUUGGAGAGAUCAAUGCAGCAAAUAUUACCAUUGGAGGACCACGAGUCAUCUGCGCAUCUCCAGCAGAGCAGGCCGGCAGAGACCUUCUCAAUGCUACGUGUUCCACAUCAUCACCCACCGUCACUGUGGACCCUCAAAAAUCACCAACACGAGUCUCAUAUCAACACUCUCAGGACCCGUUCACCGUGAUGAUGAGCACACUGACAACAAGUCACAAUCACAGCCUCAGCAAAGACCAGACACCUGUGCUCGGCAACACCUGGAAGUUCACAGCGUGCGUUGCUGUCUUGGCACUGACCACCUCCGCGCUCAUCCUAUGUGCCAUCAAGGGGCCUUCCUGGUACAAGCUCUUCCACAAUUACAGACAUCGGCGACUACGACAAGAAGUCAACGAGGAGGACGAGGACGCUAUGGCAACAGACUUCUCAGAGACAGGAAAACACCUGGACCAUCAGACAUUCACCUUUGAGCGACAGAACGGGCAGGAGGAGGAGGAGGAGGAGGAGUACUAUGAGGAUCCAUAUAUCAGGAGAGAAGAAGCAAACAGUUACCAGCAACAAGAAACCACACCAAACCACGUACAGAUGCAUUUAGUGGAUAACCUGUCAGUUAUUAGCUGAUAUAAACACUGCUGAGUAUUAUCAUUUUAGGGGUCACUAAAAUCAGUCAUGUGACCCUGACUGUAAGACACUGUAAGACACAGCAUCACACAAAUUAGGUCUUCACUCCACCGACCCACAAUGUUGCUCGGAUACUUCCAUUAGUGCACUUACACAAAGUAGAGUAUGCACACCGUGUACUUACUUGUGCUGGGUGGUGGGGUCUGUCAUUGGCAGCCCCGCAGCUCAUGUAAAACAGUGAAACUCUGCAGUGGAUAGCUAGCUAGUUAGCACUAGCAUCAGCCCAGAGAAGUGUGCAACAAUCCUGUCUGAGUACUCAUAGAACACUUCCUGUAAUCAGACCCAUUAGUGUUAUUGAGACAGAGCUAUGGAAGUACCCAAUUAAAGACGCAGCAUCCAAUCAGAGCCAGAUCACAUGGUUUACAAGGCUUUUUGUUUUUAGCUCCAGCACCACUACAUGUGCAGUGUUAUAGAUUCCUCAGUUUAAGGUGGUUUAAAAAUAGCUCUGCGAGCGUUUUAUAUGAAAGCAAAAACACUCCACGUUUGUUUGCUCACUGAUCUCCACGAGGAAUCACAUUUAUUAAACAGCUCCACUGGUGCUCUCUCUUUGUUUCCUGCUGUAUUAAUGUUCUUGUACAGAAAGAUUUUUAAAUGAUGUUUACAAAUCUCAGAUCAAAACUAGCCGUCCUGCUAAUGCUAGAACCCAUAUAAUAUGCUGAUUUAAAAUAAAAUGCUGCUUUACUAAACAAACGUUAAAUAUAAGCUAAGAAAGUUCAUUUCUAAACAUAAAACUCUUUCUCCUUGAUUGAGACAGAAGUGUCUUUGAGAGCCCGUGAGUACUUACUCUCUCCUCUCAGUGAAGAUGUUGUCAAUGCCUUCUGCCUCCCGCUCGUUCUGGGCUUUCAACUAGAACCAAAGAUCAAGGACAAAACAGACGAUUAUUUGUAAUAAGCUGUUGGACCUGCAUAAGCCUGAUAAACGGCACCUUUUUGUUUACUUACGAUGUUGUAAUCACUGAUCAUUUCCUCCAUCUCUGUGCUCGUGUUGAGCUUGUCCACAAGCUGGAAACACAAAUAAAGAAU